Larimichthys crocea (large yellow croaker) is the source of this 2135-nucleotide messenger RNA. It is a transcript of the gene trit1, whose product is annotated as tRNA isopentenyltransferase 1. Gene Ontology annotation, biological process: tRNA modification. The transcript has 11 exons. The record is from RefSeq and is a predicted model, not a curated record. Gene Ontology annotation, molecular function: zinc ion binding; nucleic acid binding; ATP binding. NCBI's taxonomy places the organism in Eukaryota, Metazoa, Chordata, Actinopteri, Sciaenidae. Gene Ontology annotation, cellular component: mitochondrion. The coding region runs from base 75 to 1589 and encodes 504 amino acids.
CAAUGUUUCCACAGUAACGGCUGCACGUUGCCUGGGAAACGGAGCCCCUCCUCUCAUCUCUACGCCCACUGCGCAUGCGCGCCGGCGUCAGCUGGGGCAAGAGAGGAAGCAGCAUCAUGGCGGCGUCCGCUCGCAGCGUGCAGUGCGCCUUUCGCAGAGCUAUGGUCCCGUCGUUGGUGGUGAUUUUAGGAGCUACCGGCACCGGAAAGUCCAAGCUGGCGAUCGAGAUCGGGAAGCGGCUCCAGGGAGAAAUAAUCAGCGCCGACUCCAUGCAGGUCUACCAGGGCCUCGACAUCAUUACCAACAAGGUGACAGCUGAGGAGCGCGCUCAGUGCAGACAUCACAUGAUCAGCUUUGUGGACCCGUUGGUUAGCAGUUACACGGUGGUGGACUUCAGGAACAAAGCGCUGUCUCUGAUAGACGACAUGCACAACCGAAAGAAACUGCCAGUCAUUGUAGGAGGAACAAACUAUUACAUUGAGUCUCUGCUGUGGAGAGUCCUGCUGGAUACAGGGCAGGAGAACGAGGAGUCGGGGGACGGAGGAGAAGGGGCUCCGGAUAGGAAACUGGAGCUGGAGAAACUGGGAGGAGUUGAGUUACAUAAACGGCUGGCGGAGGUGGACCCCAAAAUGGCUGCCAUGUUGCACCCCAAUGACAAACGCAAGAUAGCCAGGAGUCUUCAAAUUCACGAGGAGACAGGCGUUCCCCAUAGUCGCUGGCUGGAGGAGCAAAGGGGGCAGAAAGGAGGCGAUGGGCUGGGGGGCCCGCUGAGAUACCCAGCCCCCUGCAUCUUCUGGCUGCACGCUGACAUGGACGCUCUCGACACGCGGUUGGAUGCUCGAGUAGAUGAGAUGUUGUCUGCUGGACUGAUAGAGGAGCUCAGAGACUUCCACGUCCGCUACAAUCAGCAGAAAGUCCAGGCUGACAGUCAGGACUAUCAACAUGGGAUUUUCCAGUCUAUCGGUUUUAAGGAGUUUCAUGAUUACCUGACCGUUCCUGAAAGCAGCAGCACCCAGCAAGAGAAGGACGCACUACGAGACAAAGGUGUAGAAGCUUUGAAGAUUGCUACGAGACGUUACGCACGGAAACAGAAUAAAUGGGUCCGCAACCGCUUUCUUAAACGACCAGGAGACAACGUACCGGUGGUGUAUGCCCUGGAUGUAACGGACGCGUCGAAGUGGGAGGAGACGGUGCUGAACCCUGCACUGCAGAUACUGGACAGUCUCAGCAAGGGUGAGGAGCCAGCUAUUGCACCAAUCAGAGUGCAAAAGCCGGAGCAGGGAAACAAGCGGAGCAGCCAUUCGUGUGAUCUGUGUGACAAGGUGAUCAUCGGUGACUUGGAGUGGACAGCUCACCUCAAAUCCAAAAAGCAUCGCUACCAUGUGAAGAAGAAGAGGAAGUCUGAUCCGAGCUGUGACCAAUCCCAGGUUACCACCACAACACCUUCUGCCUCUGCUGCUGCAGAGAUCGUGGAGAGCCUCUCAAAGGACUCUUGUGCUGCUGUUGUUGCCCCGGGCUGCGGUGAAACCUCUCAGGAGUCUUCCCAAGACACCAGGACAGCAAAUAAGGAAGUACCUGUGACAUUUUGAGUUGCCCAGACUCUGGACUACAUCCGUCUUCAUUCAGGUUUCCACCUCUGUUCUGCACUAACAGCUGGAUGUUUCCUUACAGCCCUUGUAGGGCUACGUUCUUACUACAGAAUCUAAUUUAUAUUUUCUCUUUGAACAUGCUGCACAAUCUUCUCAUUUGUCAGACUAUUUCCUUUUGAAUGGGACAGAUGAGUUAAUAAUAUCCAUGCUGAAUGUGGAUAUCAAAGAACACAAGCACCGAAUAUGGACCCUUGAAGUGGUUCUUUUUUUAGAUAUGUCGAUUGUCAAGACAAUUCAACAUUGUGGACGGAUAAAUUAGAUGUUUUUUUGCAGGUACAGCCCAAAAAAUAUAGAAUUUUUAAUUUUUUGCUAUUGCCUGAAAAUCUUCUUUAAAUUGUGAGAGGUUUAUUUUUUUGUUUUAGUGCCUGAAAUGCUAAUUUAAGUUUAUUUGUUGCCUUGGCUUUAGCCUCAUGCACUUUUAACAUCAUCCGACUCGUUUUGAAAAUGUUCAAUAAACCAAAGGAUCUUAAAGUCUUACAACCAACA